AUGUUACAAAAAGACCUUCAUAGUAAUCCAAAAAAGCCAUCAUUUUCAAGACAAGAACAAGAUUCGCCUGAUUAUGAUUGUAAAAUGAAUCCAGUGCCAGAUUAUGGUCUCAAUAGUUAUAAAGCUACUGAAGAACUUCAAGACAAAAUUGCUAUAAUUACUGAUGACGAUUCUAAUAUUGAUCGAGCUGUUGCUUGGGCAUUUGCAUGUGAAGGUGCAACAGUUAUUAUUUCAUAUUUAAAUGAACAUGAAGUGCAAAAGAAAUUCAACAAGCUAUUAGUAAAAUUGGUCGAUAAUCCAGGUGAUAUCAGUAAAGAAGAACAAUGUAAAAAAAUUAUCGAUAUAACACUAUCAAAAUUUCAACGAAUUGAUAUAUUAGUAAAUAAUGCUGCAUUUCAAGAAAAAGCACUGUCAGAUUAUAGUGAAUAUCUUGUCAAACAGAUGAUCUUAGACAAUAAUCGUAAAGCUAUUAUCAAUGUUGGUUCAGUACAAGGUUAUAAUCCAUCAGCAGAAAUUAUAGAUUAUGCUACAACAAAAGCCGCCAUUGUUGGUUUUACUAAAGGUUUAGCACGUAAACUUUUAGAGAAAGGUAUUCGAGUUAAUUGUGUUGCACCUGGAACUGCUUGGACUCCAUUAGUCAUGUCAUCAUUUCCAAAAAAUGAAAAUGUUACAUUUGCUGAAGGAUGUCCAAUAAUACGACUAGCACAACCACGCGAAUUAGCACCAGCUGCUGAUUCAUCUUAUAUAUCUGAAUAA
Rotaria sordida is the source of this 756-nucleotide messenger RNA. The record is from the annotation of a GenBank genome assembly. NCBI's taxonomy places the organism in Eukaryota, Metazoa, Rotifera, Eurotatoria, Philodinida, Philodinidae.